Empidonax traillii (willow flycatcher) is the source of this 2109-nucleotide messenger RNA. Its product is annotated as UDP-glucuronosyltransferase 1-6-like. Gene Ontology annotation, molecular function: UDP-glycosyltransferase activity. The record is from RefSeq and is a predicted model, not a curated record. The transcript has 5 exons. The coding region runs from base 32 to 1621 and encodes 529 amino acids. NCBI's taxonomy places the organism in Eukaryota, Metazoa, Chordata, Aves, Passeriformes, Tyrannidae.
CUUAAACCCUUGUUGGGUUCCCACGGGGCAAAUGGCUCCUUCCAACCCAGGAUUUCGCUCUCCUGCCUCCUGGGCUGUGUUUUUCCUGCUCCUGUGGACCUUUGGAGAAGGUGGGAAGCUUUUGGUGGUGCCCAUUGACGGCAGCCACUGGCUGAGCAUGCGGCCGGUCGUGGAGCGGCUCCGGCAGCGGGGACACCACGUCGUGGUGCUGGCACCGGAGACGAACCUCAGGAUCCGCCCCUCGGGGCUUUACACCCUGAAAACCUACCCUGUGUCAUACACCAGGGAGUACGUGGAGGCAGAAUUCCAGCAGAUGGGCCACAGGAGCUUCACCCCCCAGCCCUUCUUGGAGAAACUCGCCAGAAUAGCCAAUUUUACCACCAUGUUCUUCGACUCCUGCAGACGCCUCCUGGCCGACAGAGAGCUGAUCCGGUACCUCGAGGAGAGCGGAUUUGACGCCGUUUUCAUGGAUCCCUUCUUUCCCUGCGGGCAGAUAGUGGCUGAGCACCUCUCCCUGCCCUCCGUGUACUUCGUCCGGGGGCUGCCCUGCGGCCUCGACUGGCAGGCCACGCUCUGCCCGAGCCCUCCUUCCUACGUUCCCAGGUCCUUCACCCGCCUCACCGACCGCAUGAGCUUCCUCCAGCGCCUGGGCAACCUCGUGGCCAGCCUGAGCAGCUCCCUGGCGUGCUCUUUCCUUUAUUCUCCCUACGAUGCGUUGAUCAGGGAGUUCCUGCAGCGGGAGGCGACGGUGCCGGAGCUGCUGGGCCACGCGGCCCUUUGGCUCCUGAAAUACGACUUUGUGUUUGAGUUCCCCCGGCCCCUCAUGCCCAACAUGGUCCCGGUGGGGGGCAUCGGCUGCACCAGGGAAAACGAGCUGUCCCAGGAGUUCGAAGCCAUCGUGAACGCCUCUGGGGAACACGGCAUCGUCGUCUUCUCGCUGGGCUCCAUGGUGUCCGAGAUCCCCAUGAAGAAAGCCACGGAGAUCGCAGACGCCCUGGGGACGGUCCCUCAGACGGUGCUGUGGCGAUACACGGGCCCCACGCCCCCCAACCUGCCCAAGAACGUCAAGCUCGUCAAGUGGCUGCCGCAGAACGAUCUCCUGGCCCACCCCAAGACUCGAGCCUUCAUCACCCACGGGGGCUCCCACGGGGUCUACGAGGGCAUCUGCAACGCGGUGCCCAUGGUGCUGAUGCCCCUGUUCGGAGACCAGAUGGACAAUGCCAAGAGAGUGGAGUCCAGGGGGGCAGGGCUGACCCUGAACAUCCUGGAGAUGACCUCCCAGGACAUCUCCACUGCCCUGAAAGCCGUCAUCAAUGACAAAAAGUACAAGGAGAACAUCCAGCGCCUCUCCGACCUCCACCUGGACAGGCCCAUCCACCCCCUGGACCUGGCUGUGCACUGGGUGGAGUUCGUGAUGAGGCACAAAGGGGCCCCCCACCUCAGGCCCGCCGCCCACGACCUCAACUGGGUGCAGUACCACUCCCUGGACGUGCUGGCCUUCCUGCUGCUCGUGCUGCUCCUCUCCCUCUUCAUCUCCUUCAAGUGCUGCCUGUGCUGCUGCCGCCGCUGCUGCGGCAAGAAGGGAAGGACGAAGAAAGCCGCCAAAUCCAAGACCCACUAGGGGGGUGAAUCCGAGUCCCACCAGCAGGUGGGAGAUAAAUCCUCUGCUGUGGACCUCAAGGAUCAGAGAACAGCUCAGAUUUCACUGCAGUAGGCGCUGAUUUGCAGUCCAGCAAUAAUAGGGAUCCUUUGAAACUAGCAACACGAGAGGGGUUGUUGCACUGAGAUAAUUUUUUUGCCUUUAAUUAAGAAUCUGUUGUUUCGAAAUACCUUGUGGAGAAGUUGCCUUUCACGCUCAGGCACUUCAGGGCUCCUGGUUUCCACCUUUUGAUGUACAGAGGACUCACAGGGACUUCUUAUUUUCACCUCUCCGUGCAACGGGCAGCUCGGAUUUGCAGGGACUUUGGAAGUCUUCCAGGGUUUUAGGAGAGAACCAUCUCAUGUCAGGUUUAUCAGACACUCUGAGAUCUUUUGUGUAGUUGCUGUUGUAGAAGAGGUAAAUGUUAUGCACUGACCAUACACCUCGUGGAAACCAAGCUUCCAGCGGGG